Molecule: messenger RNA, 8141 nt
Organism: Archocentrus centrarchus (flier cichlid)
Lineage: Eukaryota; Metazoa; Chordata; Actinopteri; Cichliformes; Cichlidae
Product: echinoderm microtubule-associated protein-like 6
Exons: 43
Coding region: 1-5907 (1968 amino acids)
Molecular function (GO): microtubule binding
Source: RefSeq, a predicted model, not a curated record
AUGUCGGACCGGAGCGCCCCGGGCUGCCGCCUCAGACUGGACUGGGUCUACGGGUACCGGGGUCACCAGUGCCGGAAUAACCUGUACUACACGGCGGGGAAGGAGGUGGUGUACUUCGUGGCCGGAGUUGGAGUCGUUUACAACACCAGAGAGCACAGCCAAAGGUUCUACCUGGGACACAAUGACGACAUCAUCAGCCUGGCGCUGCACCCGGAGCGCUCCCUGGUGGCGACGGGUCAGGUGGGGAAGGAGCCGUAUGUGUGUGUGUGGGACGCCUUCACCAUCCAGACUGUCUCACUGCUGCGAGACGGACACACACACGGCAUCGCCUGCCUUGCAUUCAGUGCUGAUGGACAGCGGCUGGCCUCGGUCGGCCUGGAUGCCAAGAACACGGUGUGUAUCUGGGAGUGGAAGCGAGGGAAGAUCCUGGCCACAGCCACUGGACACUCCGACAGGAUCUUUGAUAUCUGCUGGGAUCCAUUUCAGCAAAGCCGUCUGGUGAGCUGCGGAGUGAAACACAUCAAGUUCUGGUCGCUGUGUGGAAACGCUCUCACGCCAAAGCGGGGGAUUUUCGGGAAGACGGGCGACCUGCAGACCAUCUUGUGUGUGGCCUCCGCUAAAGAUGACAUCACAUAUUCUGGGGCGCUUAACGGAGACAUUUACGUCUGGAAGGGACUCAACCUGAUACGAACGGUUCAGUCUGCCCACAGCGCUGGUAUCUUCAGCAUGUAUUCCUGUGAGGAGGGUUUUGCCACAGGUGGCAGAGACGGCUGCAUCCGACUGUGGGACGUCGACUUCAAACCCAUCACCAAGAUCGACCUGCGAGAGGCCGAGCAAGGAUACAAAGGUCUGUCUAUUCGCAGCGUCUGCUGGCGGGCCGACCGGAUCCUAGCAGGGACGCAGGACAGCGAGAUCUUUGAGGUGAUGGUGAGGGACCGGGACAAACCGCUGCUCAUCAUGCAGGGACACAGCGAGGGCGAGCUCUGGGCGCUCGACGUUCACCCCAAAAAACCUCUGGCUGUCACCGGCAGUGAUGACCGCUCAGUCAGGUUGUGGAGUCUGGUGGAUCACGCCCUCAUCGCUCGCUGUAACAUGGAGGAGGCAGUGCGGAGUGUGGCGUUCAGCGUGGACGGAUCUCAGCUGGCUCUGGGCAUGAAGGAUGGAUCCUUCACUGUGCUGAGAGUCAGAGACAUGACCGAGGUCGUUCACAUCAAAGACAGGAAGGAGGUGAUCCAUGAGUUGAAGUUCUCACCAGAUGGAGCGUACCUCGCUGUCGGCUCCAACGAUGGGCUGGUGGACAUCUACGCUGUUGCCCAGAGAUACAAGAAGGUUGGAGAAUGCAGUCAGUCCUCUAGUUUUAUCACUCACCUGGACUGGACUCUGGACAGCAAGAUCCUGCAGACCAAUGACGGCGCUGGAGAACGCUUCUUCUACCGAAUGCCCCUGGGGAAGCCAGUCAGUAAGGAGGAGGUCAAAGGUCAGCGCUGGGCCUCCUGGAGCGGCGUCCUGGGCUCAGAGGUCAGCGGCAUCUGGCCUAAAUACGCCGGUCAAACUGAGAUCAAUGCCGUGGACGCCAACCCCUCCGCCGCCGUGCUCGUCACCGGCGAUGACCUCGGUCUCGUGAAGCUCUUCCGCUUCCCCUGCCCGAGGAAAGGAGCCAAAUUUAAGAAGUACAUCGGCCACUCGGCCCACGUCACCAACGUACGCUGGUCACAUGACCUGCAGUGGGUGCUGACCACAGGUGGGGCCGACCACGCCCUCUUCCAGUGGAGGUUUCUACCCGAGUCGGUGAUGAACGGAGGCCUGGAUGCCAACGUCCAAGACGGCCACGGGGACUCCAACAGCGAGGAGUCGGACAGCGACGUGUCUGACGUCCCGGAGCUCGACUCCGACAUCGAGCAGGAGACUCAGAUCCACUACGACAGACAGGUGUAUAAGGAGGACCUGCCUCAGCUGCGACAGCAGAGCAGGGAGAAGAAGCAGCAGGUCGGCUCUCUGAAGAGGCAGAGAGGACCAGACCAAGGCCUCCGACUGCAGUUUGUUCACGGUUACCGUGGAUACGACUGCAGGAACAACCUGUUUUACACGCAGGGCGGGGAGGUGCUGUACCACGUGGCUGCGGUGGGCGUGGUCUACAACCGUCAGCUGCACAGCCAGCGCUUCUACCUGGGCCACGAUGACGACAUCCUGAGCCUCAGCAUCCACCCGCUGAAGGACUACGCCGCCACCGGGCAGGUGGGGAGGGACCCGGCCGUCCACGUGUGGGACAUCCAGACUCUGAAGUGUCUCUCGUUGCUGAAAGGGUUUCAUCAGAGAGGAGUGUGCACGCUGGACUUCUCAGCUGAUGGAAAGAGUCUGGUGUCGGUGGGAGUCGAUGAUGGACAUUCAAUCGUCGUCUGGGACUGGAAGAGAGGAGAGAAGCUCGCCGCUGCCCGGGGUCAUAAGGAGAAGAUAUUUGUGGUGAAGUGCAACCCCAUGCUCAUGGACAAACUGGUCACUGUGGGAAUCAAACACAUCAAGUUCUGGCAGCUUGCAGGUGGCGGUUUGACCGCCAAGCGUGGCGCGUUCAGGAGCCUCGGCCGGCCGGAGACCAUGAUGUCGGUGUGUUACGGCCGCAGCGAGGCGCUGGUGUUCUCCGGUGCCGCCACGGGAGACGUUUACAUCUGGAAGGAGCCGCUGCUGCUGAAGACAGUGAAGGCCCACGACGGGCCGGUGUUCGCCAUGUUCUCCCUGGACAAGGGCUUCGUGACGGGUGGGAAGGACGGCGUGGUGGAGCUGUGGGCCGACAUGUUUGACCGCUGCUUGAAAACCUACGCCAUCAAGAGAGCAGCACUGUCCCCGGGCUCGAAAGGUCUGCUGCUGGAGGACAACCCGUCCAUCAGGGCCAUCACCCUGGGUCAUGGUCACAUCCUGGUGGGAACAAAAAAUGGAGAAGUUCUGGAGAUUGACAAGACCGGACCCAUGACCCUGCUGGUGCAGGGUCACAUGGAGGGCGAGGUUUGGGGUCUGGCCCCCCACCCCCUCCUCCCCGUCUGCGCCACCGUCAGUGAUGACAGAACCCUGCGACUGUGGGAGACGUCAGCCAAUCACCGCAUGGUGGCCGUCCGCAAGCUGAAGAGAGGCGGUCGCUGCUGCGCCUUCUCUCCUGAUGGGAAAGCGUUGGCAGUCGGUCUGAGCGAUGGAGGCGUGCUUGUGGUGAACGCAGACACACUGGAGGAUCUGCUGAGCUUCCACCAUCGGCGUGACGCCAUUUCUGACAUUCGCUUCGCCCCAGACUCAGGUAAAUACCUGGCGGUGGCGUCACAUGACAGCUUCGUGGACAUCUACAACGUGCUGAGCAGCAAGAGAGUCGGCAUCUGUAAAGGAGCGUCCAGUUACAUCACGCACAUCGACUGGGACGCCCGAGGUAAACUGCUGCAGGUGAACACAGGAGCCAAAGAGCAGCUUUUCUUCGAAGCCCCGCGAGGAAAAAGACAAACCAUCAGAAACUCGGAGCUGGAGCGAAUCGAGUGGGCUACCUGGACGUUGGUUCUGGGCUCCACCUGUGAGGGAAUCUGGCCGACGCACAGCGGCAUCACCGACAUCAACGCCACGUCGCUCACCAGGGACCAAACGCUGCUCGCCACCGGGGAUGAUUUCGGCUUCCUCAAACUGUUCAGCUACCCCGUCAGAGGGCAGUACGCUCGUUUUAAGCGUUACGUGGGCCACAGCGCACAGGUGACCAAUGUCCGCUGGGCUCAGGAUGACGCCACGCUGCUGACGGUGGGCGGGGCCGAUACCGCCCUGAUGAUCUGGGUGAGGGAGCGAGGAGGCGGGGUCAGCAUGGAGGGGGACGGGCCUUUGUUUCGUGACAACCGGCCACUCGUAGACAGCGAGGAGUCAGAUGAUGACAUCGAGGAGGACGGAGGCUACGACAGCGAUGUCGCCCGGGAGAAGACGGUAGACUACAUCACUAAGAUGUACGCCGUCAGCAUCAGAGAGAUGAGAGGAACCAAACCUCACCAACAGCUGAAGGAGCUCUCUGCUGAGGAGAGGCCGCCAGUGAGCCGAGCAGCGCCGCAGCCUGAGAAACUGCAGAAGAACAACGUGUCCAAGAAGAAGAGGCUGGUCGAAGACCUGAUUCUGGAUCACGUGUUUGGUUUUCGCGGCUUCGAUUGUCGUAACAACCUGCAUUACCUCAACGACGGCGCCGAGAUCGUAUAUCACACUGCCGCCACCGCCAUCGUCCACAGUCUGAGCACCGGAACUCAGAGCUUCUACCUGGAACACACAGAUGACAUCCUCUGUCUGACCGUCAACCAGCACCCGAAAUUCAAAAACAUCAUCGCCACCGGGCAGAUCGGCACGACCCCUUCGAUCCACGUGUGGGACGCGAUGGGCAAACAGACUCUGUCCAUUCUGCGCUGUCCGCACACCAAAGGCGUCGGCUACGUGAACUUCAGCGCCACGGGAAAGCUGCUGCUGUCUGUGGGAGUGGAACCCGAACACACCAUCACCGUGUGGCGCUGGCAGGAAGGGGCCCGAGUGUGCAGCAAAGCCGGACAUCCCGACCGGAUCUUCGUGGUGGAGUUUCGGCCCGACUCGGACUCUCAGUUUGUGUCGGUGGGAAUCAAACACGUGAAGUUCUGGACGCUGGCCGGCGGCGCGCUGAUGUACAAGAAGGGCGUGGUGGGGACGCUGGAGGACGGCAGGAUGCAGACGAUGCUGUCUGUCGCCUUCGGUGCUAAUAACUUGACGUUCACGGGAGCCAUUAACGGGGACGUGUACGUGUGGCGAGAUCACUACCUGCUGAGGGUGGUGGCGAAGGCUCACACGGGGCCGGUCUUCACCAUGUACACCACGCUGAGAGACGGGCUCAUCGUCACCGGCGGAAAGGAGAGACCGACGAAGGAGGGCGGUGCGGUGAAGCUCUGGGAUCAGGAGAUGAAACGAUGGCGAGCCUUCCAGCUGGAGACCGGGCAGCAGGUGGAGUGCGUCCGGUCCGUCUGCAGAGGCAAGGGCAAGAUCCUGGUGGGGACGAAAGACGGCGAGAUCAUCGAGGUCGGGGAGAAGAACGCGGCGUCCAACCUGCUGCUGGACAGUCACGCUCGGGGGGGAAUCUGGGGUCUGAGCGCUCAUCCUGCCAAAGAGCUCUGCAUCACGGCCAGCGACGACACCACCAUCCGGCUGUGGGACCUCGCCGACAAGAAACUGUUGAACAAAGUGUGCGUCGGCCACCCUGCCCGCUGCGUGAGCUACAGCGCCGACGGAGAGAUGCUGGCAGUGGGGAUGAAGAAUGGCGAGUUCCUCGUCCUCCUCUCAAACGCGCUGAAGAUGUGGGCGAAGAAAAGAGACCGCAGCGCCGCCAUCCAGGACAUCCGCUUCAGUCCGGACCGGCGGUUGUUGGCGGUCGGCUCCGUGGAGAACACGGUGGACGUUUACGACAUGAGCGGAGGACCGACUCUGAACCGGCUGGUUUACUGCAGCGACAUCCCAGCUUUCAUCCUGCAGCUCGACUUCUCUGCUGACAGCUGCUACAUACAGGUCUCCACAGGAGCUUAUAGGCGGCAGGUGUUUGAGGUUCCUUCAGGGAAGCUGGUGAGCGAUCCGAUCGCCAUCGACAGAAUCACCUGGGCAACAUGGACCAGCAUCCUGGGAGACGAAGUUUUGGGGAUUUGGCCUCGAAAUGCCGACAAAGCUGACGUGAACUGUGCGUGUGUGUCUCACGGCGGCCUGAACAUCGUCACCGGCGACGACUUCGGAUUGGUCAAACUGUUCGACUUCCCCUGCACAGAGAAGUUUGCCAAACACAAGCGCUACCUCGGCCACUCGCCUCAUGUGACCAACAUCCGCUUCUCCCACGACGACAAAUACGUGAUCAGCACAGGAGGAGACGACUGCAGCGUGUUUGUGUGGAAAUGUCUGUAACCACUCGGAUCCAAAGCGCCUUAAACGACCACAAGUGGAUCCAGAGGGAGUCGAACCCACAACCCCGAACCUCCCGUGCCACAGUGAAUCAGACGGCGACUCCGUGGCGGAUGGACGUAUGAACACCAACACGAAGCCUCGGGAGGACCUGAGGAUUCUUUCAGCUGUUUACAUGUUUGCUGUUUUUUGGUCACGUGGUGAAAAAUAAGUUUAAAUUUGUAGGAACAGAUCAAUAAAGUGAGGGAGCCGCACUGGAAGAUUCACGGCCGUAAACCAAUCAGACGCCGCCGACAGUAAAACCCCGUGAAGCUCAGAUCCUCCCUCACUUUGUUUGACCAAUCACUCAGAUUUGCGUGGCAGUGUGACCCCUGCAGGGCUCAGUAGGAACUGCAGCCGAGCAUCCUGAUGGAUCACAUGACCCCAAACAAACCCUGAAGUGACCCAGAAGAUUCAUCAGCUGGUAUCUGACCAAAAUCCACAAGCAGACUUUUCUGAAAACAAAACCGUCACGCCGCCGGGACGGCCGCCGCUGCCCAUAAGGCCUCGCGUUGGGCCGUCGCUGCGGUGGAGACGCGUUAGGCUGCUUCCUGUUUGAACAUCUGUGACAUUCCAGUCAAAUUAAAGCUGCUAUUUCCACAAAACUGAGCAGAAAUCAGAAUUUAAGGCUCCUCCAAAUCACCUGCCAGUAAAAAUAAUUCAAAUGGCUUCAAGUGAAUUUUAACCUGCAGGAAAUAAACCAAAGAUACGGAGGCUCACAGGUGCCACGAGGCGAUUGGUUUUUUUAAUCUUCUGCACACAGGAAUAACAGUGUGGUGAGAAGGAGCAAUAAUCUCGUUCUUUAAUGCCUUCAGAUAAUCAGGUUUUAUUUUGUCAAUAAAGCUUUCAAUUACAAAUUCAUAUGCAGCUCCACAAACUUCCCAAAAAAUAUAAAAAGAGGCAUUAAAGUCAAAUUAGGUCAAACUAAACCAAAUAAAUAAAAUCCACUGCAAAGCACCUGCUGAUGGACUGAAACAUGAACCAAAAUGAGACAUCCCAACAAAACACACAAAUACUGAACUCUUAGUAUUUGCUGUUUUUCUCAAAUUCAGAAAUAAAAAUACAAUUAAAAAAAAUAUGAAUUAAAAGAGAUGAAUUACAUUGUGGAAUACACUGAAUGUUUUUCCUCGUGUUACGACUUCGUUACUUUAUCAGGUUUUGGAUUCUUUUCUUUUUUAAAUGUAACAAAAGAAAAAAAUUAAUUUGCACACAAUUUUUUUUCAUACGGAAAGAAAAAAAAUUACAUGUGAAUUAUAUCAUGCAAGGAGGCACCUCUGAUAUUUGGCUAUGCAAAAUAAACAAAAUAAUGACCAUAUUCUAUUUAUAAACUUUAAUAUUUUUAAAUGUAUAACUAUUUUUUCUUUAUUUUGCAUGUUCAUUAUCAGAUUUUUAUUUUUUAUAUUUGUGUUUGAGAGAAAAGACAAUCUAAAAAAGUCAAUAAAAUCCAAAAACUACAUCAAAUAAAACACAAAUAUUCAAAUAUUUGACUGAAAUUGUGCAAAUAAAGAAAUCAGAGGUGUAACAGGUGGUAAAUAAUUCAGUUCAUUACCUGCAGGGGGCGUCUGGAGCAAACGAAACGCCUGAAAACAGAGGGGUCAAAGGUCAUCCUGGUGACUCUGGUUUCUGUUUGUUUUUGAUGAAAUCAGCAUGUAAUUAUGUGUUAUUAAAAUGAGCCGUUAACGAGGCUGUGUUGAAAAAAAAAAAAAAGAUGCAGUUUCAUAUUUACAGAAACUUUGUGAAGUUUGAAGAAAAAAAAAAACAAACUUUGGGUCACGUUUGAUUUCAGAGCCUUCACUGCAUCUGUCGGUGGACAUCAUCACACUUAAGUGCCUUUCUGGAUCUUUCUACCUGUGUUUGUUUCUGUUGGGGGGGGUUCAUAUGCUGUAUUUAUUUAUUUUUAAUCCAUAAUUGAACUUCUGUUUUAUUUUUUUGUACUCUGUCUGGUGCUACACUGAGAAUGUUCAUCCAAAAUGGACGUUUAAAAAAAAAAAAAAGCGUUUUGCUUUGCUGCUGCUUUUUGUUUUAAAGAUGUGAAACAUCCAAAGCAUCGUGAUCGUACCGCCGCGCAGGAAAAACGAAGAGUCGUGGAGACCGAGCUGAGGAGGGGACGCGUCUCUGUGGCCCAUUAUUAACUUUAACUGUUGUGAAAAGUGUCAAAGAGUCUGUGUGUGUGUAACGAUGAAUAGAAGAAAAACCGU